This is a messenger RNA of Hirundo rustica (Barn swallow), 11141 nucleotides long. RefSeq names its product solute carrier family 1 member 2 (gene SLC1A2). Gene Ontology annotation, cellular component: plasma membrane. Bases 434 to 2152 code for a protein of 572 amino acids. Gene Ontology annotation, molecular function: neutral L-amino acid transmembrane transporter activity; glutamate:sodium symporter activity; L-glutamate transmembrane transporter activity. Lineage: Eukaryota; Metazoa; Chordata; Aves; Passeriformes; Hirundinidae. Gene Ontology annotation, biological process: L-glutamate transmembrane transport. The record is from RefSeq and is a predicted model, not a curated record. The transcript has 11 exons.
UGCAAAUCCACGGCUCGAGGGCUAAACCUUCCAAUCCAGCCUCAGCCAGCGCCGCGCCGAUGUGAAGUCGCCCCCCAGCUCUCGCACACAGCCGCGCAUACACGCACACGCUCCCCGCGGCGAGGGGAGGGCGCCGGGGAUCGCAGCCCAGGUGCCAGCGCCUCCUCGCCCCGCCGGCCACUGCUGGGCGGCCGCGGCGCAGCAGCGCCGGUCCCCGGGGCACCGAGAGCCUGCUCUGGGACGGCGGGGUGAGGGAGAGCCGAGGAGCGGAGCUGCCGGAUCCUCGCCCUGCGGAGCCCCCAGGAUUACAAGGAAUUGCGUGCUGCUUCCCCAGACGUGAGCGGGGGUUAUACCAAAGAGCCAACCUCCUUCGCGCCCUGCUGUCCAAAUUAAUCCCUUGGACCCUUGAGAAGACAGGGGGUUUUUCGGAACCAUGGCAUCGACAGAAGGUGCCAACAAUAUGCCUAAGCAAGUAGAAGUCCGGAUGCAUGAAAGUCAUUUAAAUCCAGUGGAGCACAGAUCCAAGAACAUAUGUGUGCAGUUCUGCCAGUCCCUCCACAGGAAUCUGCUCCUGACUCUUACUGUGUUUGGUGUUAUCCUGGGUGCAGUGUGUGGAGGUCUUCUUCGUCUAGCAACGCCUAUUGACCCUGACAUCAUCAUGUUAAUAGCCUUCCCAGGAGAUAUUCUUAUGCGGAUGCUGAAAAUGCUGAUCCUACCUUUAAUUAUUUCCAGUUUAAUCACAGGACUGUCUGGAUUAGAUGCUAAAGCGAGUGGCCGCCUGGGGACAAGAGCCAUGGUGUACUACAUGUCUACCACUAUUAUUGCUGCAGUGCUGGGUGUGAUUCUGGUUUUAGCCAUCCAUCCCGGGAAUCCAAAACUCAAGAAGCAGCUUGGUCAAGGGAAGAAGAAUGAUGAAGUGUCUAGUCUGGAUGCCUUCUUGGAUUUGAUCCGAAACUUGUUCCCUGAAAAUCUGGUUCAAGCAUGCUUUCAGCAGAUCCAAACUGUCACCAAGAAAGUGCUAGUGCCACUACCUGUUGAAGAGCCACCUAAUGUCACUGAUUCUGCUAUUGCUAUGGUGAAUGACACAGCACCACCUGAAGCCCAAAUGGUCAUUAAGAAGGGACUUGAAUUUAAGGAUGGCAUGAAUGUCCUGGGUUUGAUAGGAUUCUUUAUUGCUUUUGGCAUUGCUAUGGGAAAAAUGGGAGAACAGGCCAAGAUGAUGGUGGAUUUCUUCAACAUCCUGAAUGAGAUUGUAAUGAAGUUAGUAACCAUGAUCAUGUGGUAUUCCCCGUUGGGUAUUGCUUGCCUCAUCUGUGGAAAAAUCAUUGCAAUCAAGGACUUAGAAGUAGUUGCUAGACAACUUGGCAUGUACAUGGUUACUGUGAUUGUGGGUCUUGUCAUCCAUGGAGGGAUCUUCCUGCCUCUGCUCUACUUUGUGAUAACAAGGAAAAGCCCAUUUUCAUUCCUUGCUGGAAUUUUCCAGGCGUGGAUCACAGCACUAGGCACAGCUUCCAGUGCUGGAACAUUACCCGUCACAUUCCGUUGUCUUGAAGAAAAUCUUGGCAUUGAUAAGCGUGUAACAAGGUUCGUUCUUCCUGUUGGAGCAACUAUUAACAUGGAUGGAACUGCCCUUUAUGAAGCUGUGGCUGCCAUCUUCAUAGCACAGAUGAAUGGAAUUGACCUGGAUGGAGGCCAGAUAGUUACUGUGAGUUUGACAGCCACCCUUGCAAGUGUUGGAGCUGCCAGCAUUCCCAGCGCAGGGCUCGUCACUAUGCUGCUGAUCCUGACUGCCGUGGGUCUCCCUACCCAGGACAUCAGUUUGCUUGUUGCUGUUGACUGGCUUUUGGACCGGAUGAGAACGUCAGUCAAUGUAGUGGGGGAUUCUUUUGGUGCUGGCAUCGUCUACCACCUUUCCAAGGCAGAACUUGACACCAUUGAUUCCCAUCAUAAAGGACAUGAAGACAUUGAAAUGACCAAGACUCAGUCAAUCUAUGACGACAUGAAAAAUCAUAGGGAAAACAACUCAAACCAAUGUGUUUUUGCAGCUCACAACUCAGUCAUGGUAGAUGAGUGCAAGGUAACACUGGCAACCAAUGGCAAAUCUGCAGACUUCAAUGUUGUUGAAGAAGAGCCUUGGAAACGUGAAAACUAAGUGAAGAGAUUCCUAGCUGCAUCUUUGGCAGAAGAUACCAUGAUUAAAGAAGAUUUCUCUUUUUUUUUUUUUUUUUUUUCUAUUUAACAUCUACAGUUUCUGCUUAAUUUCGUAACUGAAACUUAGCAAAGAUCUCAUCAAGUUAUUGUAGUGUCUUUGCCAAGCAAUGAUCCAUAGUCAUCUGUCUCCCUUGUGCUACUGUUUGGAAUGCACCUGGAGAAUGCUCCAUGCAGUGCAAUGUGCUCUCACCCCCUUCCCCUUUCAUUCAAGACACAGAGAAUGUAAAUGCUGCAAAAUGGGAAGAUCAAAGUGCCAGUACGGUUCACUACAGGGACUCAGGGUCACAGAUACAAAAGAAACAUAACACCACGUAAGCCUUCAAGCGUUUUGGUGACUCUUGUGGCAUACCUGAUCUGUUUAUCACUGUAUGGCUAAAAUACCUUUUGAAAACAUCCAUAAAGAUUUCUAUUUGUUUUGAUAAUAACAAGCACUGUACUUCUAUGCCUAGUUGUACUUUAAACUGAGCUUAGAUCCAGGAGCAGGAUUAAUGCAUAGAAGUCAAUAAAUUAUCCCAGACAUUUUGUUAGAUCAGUACAACUGAAACAGCAUCAAGAGAAGACCUUACAUUUGUAUGUGCAUGCAGUGAGUUUUUAUCAGAUGUCCCAGGGCAGGUGCAGUCUUUGUUUUAUGCUGGGGCUGUGCCGCUUUGUGACCACAAUGCACCAUACAGUACAAGGCAGUAUAAUUAUAGGGGUGGUAGUUCCUUCACUAAAUCUAUGGCUGAUCUGCAAAAUAGAAAAGCAUGGACUCAGUUGUGCCAUUUUUAAUCAAAGUAGGUGGUACCUUACUAUUCACCCUGCUCCACUGAUGUCGGAGGGGUUUCUUAUGAGGAUGGGAUACUGAAGUAAGGUUCUACUAAUAUUGGUUAUGGAUGUCAUGAUUGGGUACUUGGUAAUGAGCAGCAAACAAGUUCUGAAUCCAUUACUCUUACAGAAUUUUUGAAUGUGAACAUCGGUAGCAUUUGCUAUGAAGUGAGAGCCAUUUUUCAAGUAUGUCAUUUCAGAGAAUGGCUAAAUCCUGAAUUCAUUGCUAAACCAAAUUCCAUAUAAGGUUAAGAGAAUUUGUCCAGGGUUAGGACUGAAUGAAAAUGAAACCAGAAUUUCAGGAUUUAUGCCAGUAUGUUGAAUUUACAUCUCUCUCUCAUUUGCAGAGUAAUAAGUAUGUAACUCCCUAAUAUCAGAGAAAUAUUUCUUUGAGCACAUGGCAUCUGAAUUAAUGAGAUAGUGUUUGGUCAAUAUAGUAUAUCUGACUCACCCUGUCAGAAGAAAUAGCAGUGAGAAUAAACACUUUGUGAAAUUUUUUAAAGGUGCUUGUUAAUACUUGGCAAUCUUAAGAUACUGGUGAAUACCAUUAUACUGUUAGCAAUGUUCCAUAGCAAAGCUGAGCCACAUGACCUUAGAAGGUUCUACUCACAGAACAAACUUUUUGCGUUUUUGGGGGAAAGUCUCAGAACUUUUCAGAAUGAAUCAGAAUAUGAGCAUAUGGUGAACUUAAAAAUGGCAAGAAACAGAGUUCGAACUGGAAAUGGAAAUAGGCCAUUCAGUGUCUGUGCUCAGACCUGUCAUGGGUUUAAGGGGGGAUAAUGUGUUUAACUGUAGAGUGUUAUUUGGCUCUGUAGAAGCUAUUAAAGUAGAAAUAUAAUCUGCUUUUGUUCAUCUGCAUUCAUAUAAAUAUCUCUGAAACUGCACACGGACCUAAGCCAGCCAAGGCUACUUGCAUGAUUAAUGAUGUGCAAGAUCAAGUCCAUUGUGAAAGUCUCCAUCAUUUAAGCAUUUAUCAUGGAAUAUUUUUCUUACCACUGUAUUUUUGUCAUCACUAGAAUACCAUGGCCAAGCAAAUCCUAAGCAAAAUGGCCUAUAUAAUUUAACCAAUAUUGAACCACUGUGAAUUCUCUAGGCCUCUAACAUGUAUUAGAGGGGGGUGGCCUUUUCCAAAGGCCUCCUGAAGGAUCUUGAGGAUUUUUUUUUUUUUUUGUGAAGGAUGGAAUUGUAGGUUAUUCAGAGAAGUGGCAGGCAGGCUGUAUUCUCUUUUCUUCAGUCAUUGCUAUUAGCAUAUCCAGAGUUAAUCUCUGUCUAGCUAUUGCUUCCCAAGUAGCAAUCACUGGGUUAUGUGCCAGAAAUGUGCCUGGGAUGGCGUGAAGGUACUGUAAAAUGUUCCCUGCUGUGAGGGUGCUGGCUCUCAUCAAGUGAAAUUUGCUGUCACUUGAGUGGUAGUUAUACCCAAGAAUAACACAGCAUUUACCCCAAUUUAUAUCCAGCAUUCUUGAGCUGUUUCAUGGCAUAGCUCACCCAUUAAUAAAUGAUUUUUCUGCCUCUUCACCACAGCAGUUUCCUAGGAGCAGCCACACUGAUUGCUUGCAUUGAAAGAACUUUUAGAAAACAGGUCCAUAUACUUUUAGCUGUCAUUGAAACUGUUCAGCAGUUGGAAACAAACAGGAAUGUCAGCAACAUGUGACUAGGCAGCUCCACAAAAUUACAUAUUGAGAAACACUUAGAAUAUGCUUACAGUUAUCCACUUGGGAUGUAAUGUCCUUUGAAGAGUGCUUCUUUGGAUGUAGACUAGGGAAGGAAGGAAUGCAGUGCUAGAGAAACUCCACCCACAAAUGGGAGAAUAAAUUUGGAUCUUUUGAUAGGAUUAGAAUAGCAGACUGUGAUUUUAAAGUGGUAAUUCUGUAGAUACAGUAACUCAGGGAUUUUUCAAAAUAUAAUUACGAUGGUAUUUCUCUAUUUAAAUGUGGAUGUGGGAGAAAGAGAAAUGUUGGGUUUUGUAUAUUCCUCUGCUUGUAGCCUGACUGAAUAUUUAAUAUAGUGUUACUCCAGUGCAGCACUGUAUUAAAUCAUCAAAAAGCUUUCCAUUUCUGUGGGAAAAUGUAACUCACUCUUGGCUUUCAUUUCUCGAUUUGCUCAUUCCACAAGGCUGGGUUGCUACUUAACUAAAUAAACAGAAAAUAACCCAGGGACCAUCCACUUCAGCUAAUCCAAGGUUCACGUUUCAGCAGGCAGUGCUUUGAAGGCCAGCCUCCUUUUGCUUUCACUAGGAGUCUCAGUGCAUUAAUCUGCAUCUGGCAAUUUUUUUGUAUCUGCUCACCGUGCUGGGGUGGCAAAGUUAAAGAAAAAGCUCAGUGAAAAGUCAUUUGGUUUCUAGGUAGUUCGUAUUAACAUUGUUUUCUGCAUUUGGUGCUCUGUCACUUGUCUGUGCAGCUAUGAUAUCCUUUGGCCUUUGGAUUGCUGGCAGCACGCUGGCACAUGGAAGAGUUUAGACCAGGCAAAGACCCAGUUCCUUGCAUACAUAUUUAUGCAUUUGCUUCAUGCAUUUGCAUUUCAGUAGAAGUUGGGUCAGCAUUCUCAUAGUAUCUGUUCACUGAAAGCAAAGCACACUGUAUUGUUAGAACUGCAGGAGAGGUGGAGCACUUUGCCACUUAAAUUGUUUCUUCAUUGCUUUCCUUGGAAAACAACAGCUGCACCAGCCUUUUAAGAAAUGUGCAUGGGUCUUACAUGCAAAGAAUCUUCAAACAGGUAGGGCAGAAGCCACUUGGUCCUAUUACAAUAUGUGCUCUUUCCAUUUGAAAUGGUGAGAAACUUGGUAUAUCUUUGAAAAAUCGUUUGCAGUAGUAAAAACUGUGCCUGCAAAACUUUGGCUACGUGAAAGCCCCAUUGAAAUCUGUGGGAGUCACAAUGUUCCAGGAAAAGUCAAGUCCCUUCCUGGCUCUGUUAAGUUAUAAGACAUUUCACAAUCCCAUCCUAGGGAAUAGUUUUUAUCUGCUAUUUAUAAUGAAGUUGAUUUCCACAUCCAAAAGAUCUCUGCCAAGAUACUUCUUUUAUACUUAAUUGUUUCAGUGCUACAAGCCCAGCACUGAAUUUAAACUCAGCACAAAAAUAAGGAUCACUCUUAUUACAGAUUUUUCCCAUUUUUUUUCUGAGAUAUAGCUGAUCUCCAUUUCUUUAUCAAAGCGCAUGGAAUUUAUGCCACUUUUAAAAGUGGGAGUAACAUAGAUUUCUAACUUCUUUUCCAUCACUCCCAGGGCCACUAGUUUUCUAGCAGUAGACAUGCAGAAAAGUAGACUGUUCAUUUGAGAAGCUGAGGCAUCAGCAUGUGAACAAAUUUAUUCUGGUGACUUGCCUGGAUUUUCUUUGCUUCCUUGCCUUCACUUGUGUUAUUGCAGCCUUGUUGUAGCAACACAGCAGCAGUCGCACUAAUCCCCAUAACUGCAGGCAAUAUUAAACCUCCUUUCUAACAUCCUCUUCUCUCUUUAUUUUUAAAAAGGCUCUGAGCUUUAGUACCGGGCUCAGAAGAAUCCUUUCGUGGAUAUGUAAAGGUAGAACUGUUUCACAUCUCUUUAAUUUCCAUUCAGCUCUUUUUAUUGCUACAUUUGAAUUAAUUUACAGAAGGAUAAGGGCACUUUAUAAAAAUGUACUGUAAUAUUAUUCAGUUGAAUUCUAUGAGCCUGAAGGCUAUCUUGAUUUUAUUACUGUGACUUUUAAGGCAACAAUUAAGAUAUUUUUCAUAUUAGCCAUUAUGAUGGCCAUUGGGACAGUUCACCUCAGCUAUAAUUCAUCAUAUAAGAUUAUGUAGAAGCUCCUGUUCCCAGCAGAAAGCAUUCUUGGAAAGAUGAGUUAUUUUCUUCUCUCCAAUAAUAUUGGUGACUUUGAAGGGAAAAUAUUUACCCAGUUAUCUUUGUUUAAAGAAUGAUACAGAGAUUGUAGUUUCAAGUACUAAAAAGAACAAACAAAGGAUUUACAAAAGUGAAGUGUCAAAAAAGGCAGUCAAGCUGUAAAUGAAUCGUUCAGCUUUGCCAUACUGUUUUUGAAAAUGUGUUCUUGCUCAUGAUUUUCCUGAAAUAAUGUAUUUAGUGCAUACUCCUUCCAAAGUCAUCUAUCUUUCUUCCCCCAUGGGCACCAAGGCUGUGUCCCCCCCGACAGUGCACAGACUUGAGGCAGGACUGCUGGUAAAGCCCCCGGGAGCAGUGCCGGGUACAGGCCCUACAAUGGAUGCCUCCCUCAGAUUUUCCUUCUGGUCAUACUUUAUGUCCAAUGGAAAUCUGCUGCUAUGAACACUGCUGAUGCCCAGGUGCUGGUAAUUCUUUUCCUUCUCUUUUGAGCGGCUUCCCUGGCACAAGGUUCCGAAGAGCUGUCCCUCAGAGGUGCCCACCACCCCAGAGACAUCUUCCCCUGUUUAGGGGAAACCCAGUGACUCCCCACUAACGGAUUAAGGCAAAACUAACAGAUAAAGUGGUUGUGCAGUUGGAACUAUGAGUCUUACAAAAAAGCCGGGUUCAAAACAUGGGAAAAGCCUAGAGCACAUGAUUGAGCCACUGAGUAAGUCUCUACCAGUCUAGGAUGGAAAUAACCAACAACCUAAUGCAAGAUUUGGGGAGACAAGAAAACUUGUGAGGUUUCCCACUUCACCCAACCUUUCAUCCCCUUUCAUUUCUAACUCCAUCCUGCUGCAGAGCCAAUGCUGAUCAAUGCUAGAGCAUGCAGUCCUUCUAGUCUUCUACUCAACAUUCAGGAGUCCUGCAACUGUUUUUAAUGAUGCUCUGUGACACACGCCAUUGCACGAAGGGAAGCUGUCACAGGAAGCAUCACACAACCUGGAUUGUCUCGUACCUGUAUAUUACUUUGUACAUAAAUAGAGUAGUCUGCUGGAAUUUUUGUAUCGUUCUUUUCCAUUCCUUUUUCUACAGUUUUUCAAAGACUGUAUGCAAACUGUGCUUGCAUAUCCAUUUUUGCAGUCAGUAUUGUAGAUUAUAGCGUUUCCAUGUUGGUGUUUUGUAUGGACUUGUGACUUCUUGUGUACUACAAGUUGUCCUUCCUACUUAAAGGCAACUGCAUACACUUCCAUCCAAUAUAUCCUGCUACUUUCUUAAAUAUUUCUUAUUUCCUAUGACCCAGUAUGAACUUGUGCUUGUAGAAUGCAUCAGAAAAAGCUGAACGUAUAUUUAUAGUGUGAAAUAUUGUGUGCUCAACACUGAUUUAGGUAAGAAUAACACAGGGUUUAGGGGUUUGUACUUGUUCUCUGGAAACUACAGUGUAGACUGAAUUAAAUUACCUAGUAUCUGUAAUUUACAGACACACAAAUAUUUUCUUAGAAUAUUUUCUAUGGGAUCAUAUAAGGUAGGGAAAUAAUCCUUUAAAGGUGAUCAAUACCUUAGAACAGAACCGGUUUUCUUACGACAUUUAGGAUCAAUGAAAUAUUUUUUGUUAUGCUUGGUGAUGAAUUAUAGACAAAGCACAAAAUGCAAAAAGCAAAUAGGAGAUGUCCUUAAAUGCUGCAGUCCAUCAUGGAACAAUACUAUAAUAAUCUGAGCAAUCUUCUAGAUUGAUUGUCUCCGGCAAUAGUCCCUCACUUUUGUAAUUUUUCCUGAUGUUACCUUUGCCAAAUCCUGCAGUUCUUCCUUAGGACCUGUUAAUGUAUAACUGGCUGGCUCAGAAUGCAGUUUAUAGAAAACAUAUCUGAGUAGGCAAAAAAAUAUAUUGUAGGGUACCCCCUCCAUCUUGCUACAAAUGCAGUGCUUGUGAGUUCAGCCUGUGGAAAAAGUUCAGGAUUUUGCCACCUAAUUUUGCCUUCUUGAAAAAGGACCAACAGAACCACCAUGGGACCAACCUAAUUGGGUAGCAUCCAUACAAAUACCUCCUGUUUUCUUAAGUAUUUUUAAGAGAAUAAUCACUAUAUUUUUUGACCCAAAUGACAGUUACUUCUCAUUUUGGUAAAUUCUUCCCAUUAGGGAAAUACCUGUUGUCAUUAAGGCUGUGGCUAUAAUAAUUUCAAUUUAAUUAAUAAGGAACUGUUUCUAGAGGAAUAAAAAUAAAAUAAUAUAAAUACUCAUAACAGCUAUAUGACAAACAAAAAAAAAAAAUCUCCUAUGGCCUACUAGCUCUUUGUAAUGCAAAACAAAGAAAACAUCGAAUAGGAAGGACUGCUGUCCCAGUGUGACUGAUACUGGGUAUCUCUUCAACUAUUCAGAAAUCCGUGGGGCCAUGUUAUUCUGCUGAGGUUUUGGAGCCUAAGUUCCUAGUAGAUAUAUAUAUAUGUAGGAAGUGUGUUGGUAUACCCUUGUAUUUUGAUCUAUAUUGUAUUUUAAAUCAGAUGUAACAGGUAUUGACUUAAUAGGAAUCACAGGUAGAAUAGUGCUGAGUUACUAAUAGCUGUAAAACCUUAUUGAUACCAGUUUUGACAUUUUGUUGAAGCAUGAUGUCCAGUGCCUCUCUGCACUUAGUGUAGAUAAUGUAGCUAUCAACAGGUAAUUUCAGUGAAAUGGUGUAUACAGUAUGUGUAGCUUUAAAUUAAUUUAAUUGGUUUCUGUGUCUUGAGCCAUAGUAGAAAAUCAGACUGUGUUUUAAAAUUUUGUUCUACUUUCUGUUUUUCAUUUGUAUCUGGGUUUGUUUCUUUUUCUGUUCAACUGAUCAAGUUUCACAGCUUAGUAACUACUUUAUCUGUCUCUUAUGGAGUACCCAGUUUUAAUAACAUUCAGAAUCAUGUAUGCAGCCAGCUCAUUGUAAAUAUGUUAAUUUUAGUUUUCAACAAUCUAACCAGUAUGGUGUGUGUUAGAAGCUGCAUGUGUGUGGUUCCCUGGCAGUGAGUGAAAGUGAUCCCAGCAUAAAUUUGCUGCUUGGUGAACACAUUUGUUAUGACAUAAAGAAUUAAUGUUCACCUGGAAUGAUAAGUUUCUGUUUUAUUUUCUUAUUAUUUGCUUGAAAUGUUUGGACUCUUUAUCACCAGAAGCUUAGUAAGUCACCACUUAAAUUGGCACAAUGAAUGAGGGGAAGUCCAUCUAAGUGCAUUUCGGUUGGAUACCAGGGCUGCUUUUGGCUCUGUGCAUCAUUCAGCCCUUAGUCACGCCAGGGCAUCACAGGAUUCCUCUGAGUCACUUCCAGUCACUCCUCGACCGCAGAUGCCAGGAAAGCAGUGCAGUCCCAAGGCUGUGACUGGGCAAGCCUGCAGGCAGCUAGGGGCUGCCAGUUCCUUCCAGAGUGCCUGAGAAGUCCAAGUAGGAACCUCUCCUUCAUCCCCUUAGCAGGAACAGUCUCUGAGAAAGAUGAAUACACUCAUGGGCAAAGGGGCACUGUUUCUUUCAUUGUUAAAAAGGAAUACUAGCAUUUAUUUGGAAAGUACAUGCCAAACUAAAUGCUUCUAAAGCUACUGUGGUUGUACAGGUCUGUUAUUUACAAAAGUAUGUCUGAUCAUAAAAAAAGACAGAUCAACUGCAUAGUCAGUGGCAAAAAUCCUCUGAAAUCAGAACUACAGUUCGGAUCUAUGAGAAAAUAGAACCUUGCAUCAAGAAGAAGCUGAUUCAUUCCUAGAUACUCUGGACCUGGAUCUUUCAUCAAUAUAAUCACCCCCUCUAGGCAGAAAGAAAAAAAAAAAUUAGGCCCCAAAGCACAGAAACUAUCCUGCUUGGUGAGUCACAUUAUGCUUCAGGAUGAAUUGCACACUGGGGUACUCUGUGCUGCCUGCUCAUCAUCCCUUGCUCCUUCUUUAAGGUGACCAGGCAUGAACUGGAAUGUUUUGCAAUGUUCUAUUGCAAAAAGGGUUAAAAAAAAAAGAGGGAUAAGGCUGGUCUUUACACUCAGAAAGUUCCAGAGAUUUUGAAAUUAUGUACUGUACAGUAUCUAUAGCACAGUUUGUUUAGAAAUUAAUAAAUGCAGAUGAUAAAAUUUCUCCCAACCCUGGGCUCUGCUCUUGUAUAUUGUAGUUGGAAUGCCUUGUUGACUGAUUCUAUUUUUGUAGUUCAGAUCCUUUCCUCUUUACAAGGAUUGUUAGUCAUUUGCUUUUAAUGCUUUCUUACAGAGUGAACUGAUUUCUGUAACUUUCAUGUAUAAAACAAACUAGACAUUCUUUCUAUACUGGAAAUAGUCAUGAAUAUAAUAUUUAACUAAGUGUUGUAUCUCUUAUGUACAUAUCAUCAAUAAAUGUCUAUUCAUAAUUUUCA